Molecule: messenger RNA, 2368 nt
Organism: Anguilla anguilla (European eel)
Lineage: Eukaryota; Metazoa; Chordata; Actinopteri; Anguilliformes; Anguillidae
Product: neurexophilin-1
Exons: 2
Coding region: 478-1284 (268 amino acids)
Molecular function (GO): signaling receptor binding
Source: RefSeq, a predicted model, not a curated record
UUGAGAGAUAGAGUGUGUCUGUAACAUAGAGUGGAGUUGUUUAAACGUGAAGGCAAGACGCGAGUCUUCUCAGUGUGCACGCGCUGAAAUGCACAGUUACAGGGACCCUGCGCUUCACGUGUGCCCUGCGUGGAGCGAAAGUGUCACCAUUUGAGAGAGGAUUUAUUUGAACUUCAAAUUUUGUCACAUUCAGUAUCUUGCAUACUAUAAAGGGGAAAUAUAUAUGGGAAAACUAAAGUGGAUGUUUUUUGUUUGUAUUUCACGUAAAGGCUCCGUAUGGAUUUUCAGUGUUCAUCUGGUUCUGUUGAAAGCUGGAACUAAGAUUUUUUAGAUAUUCAUUGCCCCUGUUUUGCUUUCAUUGGACAUGGGACCGGGUUGUGGGCUUGGGGUAGACAGUACGAGUGGAAUUGUGUCGCCCUAAAUGAAAUCUGGUUUUAGCGACAACGGGAGCUGAGGAGCGGACUGCGCGCAGUGAAGAUGCGUUCCAACCGGGGCUUCUUAUUAUUGCUUCUGAAUGGGACGACUUGCUUGCUCGCUCUUGGACAGGAAGAACCCUCCUUGGGACACAAGGUCCCCUCCAGUGAGCAGGCUAAGACAGUCGGUGUCCUGAGAGGGCAGAGCCUCUCACCCCUGGGCCGCUGGAUGCUGCAUACCAAGAGCCGGGCGGCCAACACCACAGCACUGGAGCUGCCCUACCGAUCCCCGGUGCCCUUCUCCAAGCAGGAGUUCUGGGAGAUGCUGGGCAGCGACCUGCGGCCAGACGCCAGCCCCUUGAGGGUCAAGCGACGCCCCAUCGUCAAGACGGGCAAGUUCAAGAAGAUGUUUGGCUGGGGGGACUUCUACUCCAACAUCAAGACAGUGCGGCUCAACCUGCUGAUCACGGGCAAGAUAGUGGACCAUGGCAAUGGCACCUUCAGUGUGUACUUCCGCCACAACUCCACCGGUCAAGGCAACAUCUCUGUCAGCCUGGUGCCGCCCGUCAAGGCCGUGGAGUUUGACCUGGAGAGGCAGAGCGUGGUCUACCCCAAGGACUCCAAGAUCUUCAACUGUCGGGUGGACUACGAGAAGGUGGACCGCAACAAGAAGACCUCACUCUGCAACUACGACCCGUCCAAGACCUGCUUCCAGGAGCAGACUCAGAGCCACGUCUCCUGGAUCUGCUCCAAGCCCUUCAAGGUCAUCUGCAUCUAUAUCUCCUUCUACAGCACGGACUACCGCCUGGUCCAGAAGGUCUGCCCUGACUACAACUACCAUAAUGAGAUGCCCUACCUGCCCUCAGGGUAGAGGUGUGUGCAGAGGCAGUGGGGGCAUAUGGAGAGGCACAGUCAUAGCACUGAGUAGAAGGGGAUUCACUGAAGGGCUUUUGGGAGUUAUACAGUCACGAUUCACAAAACAUCAACUCGCAGGAAGUUCCUGUUCUGAUGUGCCCAAGGCUAUUCAGUUAUUAAUUCAUCAUGUAUUGUUUUUAUGAAUGUAUUUUUAUGCAUUUGUUAAAAUAUGUAGCACAUAGAUAGCCCCUCUCGCCGUACACCUUUCAGGCAUUAUUUGUCACCAUUCUUUAAUGAUCUUCCUGCAUUAAGCCCCUCCCCCCGUCCAUAGAGCGUGCCCAAGAUACCUUGAAAUGAAGUGACAAGGGGCCUACACAGAGUUCUGACCUUCCUACUGCUGCGCAUCAAAGUCGAGCCAGAAUAACAUCACUUUGUGCUUCAGCACAAAUCAGGCCAGCUGAAGGAUGAAACCUUUGUUUAUUCCUGCAAAAUGGAAAUCUGACAUUUUUAUCACACACAUUCCAAAAAACGAAGUUUGUGCACAUCCACAAUAUUGGGAAUAUAAAUAGAGCACUUCAAACUGGCUUAUUCAGAGAGCUGAGAAUGGGAGGACUUAUGAGCUAUUGAACAAUAGCUGUUCUAAUUUAUUCUGUCCUGCCCCUCAAUAUACCAUGAGAAUUCUGAAAGGUAUUCGAAUUAAAACGGGGAAGAAAAACGAGAUGUGGAAUUUAAUUAAGUGGCGCUCUCACUCUAUUGUUCUCCCCGUUUUACAAGAUAUUGCGAUAGCCAUCCUGGUUUCUAUUAAGAAAAAUAAAACUUUGUUGUAAUCAUUUAGACCUGCUGAUGUGAAUCAUCUCCUACCUUCGCCCGUGUGAAGAUAUUCUCCCCCUGAAAAUUACAAUGUGUCGUCACUAGUUUGAUGUGUACCAGGUACAGUAAUUUGCAAAUAAUGUAUAACUGGUGCUUUAUUUUGAUCCUGUGUAUUUGAGUCUUCUGCAGAAUGGUAAUAUGUAUACAAAUCAAAAAUUUAAAUAUUUAUAUUUUCACAAUGACUAUAGAAAUGACAGUUUGCUGGAAAUAUAAAGUGUAUGCCAUAACUA